Molecule: messenger RNA, 571 nt
Organism: Racocetra persica
Lineage: Eukaryota; Fungi; Glomeromycota; Glomeromycetes; Diversisporales; Gigasporaceae
Source: the annotation of a GenBank genome assembly
GAUGAACCCACUAAAACCAAAUUCUCGAGACAGGCCCGUACACGUAAAAAUAAAAAACUUAGGCAUGAUCAGAAACAAACCGAGAUGCUUCACGAGCUGGAUGUUGACAUUCCUUUGAGAGAGUGGACAAGUGUUCUUCUCUGUUCUUCAGAUCGGGUAUCGUCCAAAAAAAAUAAGACUCGGUAUGACAUAUCGGCCAGAGAAUUGCUAGUUGAAACUCUAAUUAGAGAAGCAAAAUCCUCCGACAGUAACUCUCUUGAGUUGCCUGAAAUUUCGUCAAAUUUUCUCUCUCUAGUCUAUACUGACAUUAUUAGAGAGACCGAUGUCGGCAUUGAGGGAUCAUCACCUAAUAUCACUAAUAAUCGAUUGUUGUUGUGGAAAAAACUCCAGUAUGGUCAUGAUAUCCAAAGUGAUAGAAACUUUCAAGAUCUUUUCGAUACAGCUACUGCACAUAAUAUUCGAAGAGAAAAGACUUAUCUGAUCAUAUCAGCACGUCAUAAUCUCCAAUCAAUAAGUAAAUUGGUCCAAUUCAAACAUAUAACAAAAUCAGAGUACAUUACGGAUCUAAGUG